This is a messenger RNA of Stomoxys calcitrans (stable fly), 655 nucleotides long. RefSeq lists its product as uncharacterized. The record is from RefSeq and is a predicted model, not a curated record. The transcript has 2 exons. Bases 37 to 534 code for a protein of 165 amino acids. Lineage: Eukaryota; Metazoa; Arthropoda; Insecta; Diptera; Muscidae.
CUUUUCCACCAUUGUUAAUACAGUGCUAAUUUAGCAAUGUCUAGAAUCUUGCUACUCCUUUAUAUCAUCUAUGGCCUAACGCAAUGCCAAGGCGAGACCCAGCAACUUUGGUUUGUUCACAGCUAUAAGAACCACUAUUUUAUAGAGUAUAUUGGGCAUCGUUCGCUAUAUGACCACAGUGAAGCUAAUGAGCUGUGCGCUCAAUUGGGUAUGUCUUUUAAGCCUGUCAAUUGGCCUAUAGUGCGAUUACAGCCAGUUUUCAUAGGACCGGAACGCUUGGAACACUAUGGAGUUUUCGAACAACGGAACAACAGAGAAAAAAAGAGAGCUUUCAUGUGUAAUGCAAUGUUAAUUGGAGUUAUAAUGGUUUUCAGAAAUGGCUCUUCAAUACACUUGGAUAUAUCCAAAAAUUUGCUGCCCGAUAUCUGCUAUCCUCAGUUUGAGUCCCCUGGAGGGUUUUAUGAGACAAAUCAAAUAUCUCAUUGUUUAUUGUUUCGUAAGAAAUUACAAACUCCAAAUGGGGGCUACUUUUAGAUGCUCCUUCUAGUUUUUCAUCACAACCGAAGAUGUAAUUCAGAGUUUAGAUGAAAUUCGAAAAUUUGCAAUUAAACUUUAUAUGCAAAAUAAAAAGUAAAAGAGUGCUCUACGAAUCUUA